Sodiomyces alkalinus F11 is the source of this 2145-nucleotide messenger RNA. RefSeq lists its product as hypothetical. Bases 254 to 1756 code for a protein of 500 amino acids. The record is from RefSeq and is a predicted model, not a curated record. The transcript is spliced from 2 exons. NCBI's taxonomy places the organism in Eukaryota, Fungi, Ascomycota, Sordariomycetes, Glomerellales, Plectosphaerellaceae.
CCAAGUACACCCAAAGCCAUAACCACCCGCUUCAUAAUCGUCGAUCGAGCACAGCUUGCCACGCGUGGCCGCAGUGAAAGCGUGAGCUGUCUCGAGAAAGUCCCGAUAGUGACGACAAGACCACUCGGAACUCGCCCGAGCUCUGUCCCCUCGAGCAAGCCCGUCCAAUCCGUUGGAGGAGAGGCGUAUUGGGCACCAUUUUCCAUUUUGUUUUGCCCACUUUUCCAUACACUGAACUCAUCGACAGCUUUCAAUGGUCGCCUUCUUCGAGGUAUCACACCUGCCCUCGUCGGUUUCAUUCUACUCGGCUGUGUUUCAGCCCCUGGGUCUCUUUUAUAUAUCUACAGAGGGUACGGGUUCCCCCAACACACAACACUCGGCAAAAGGCCGUGCAAUUCAGUCGCAACCCACCAUCACAUACGGCACGUCCGCGCCCUCCAAGGCUGUUUUCCAGAUUCGUGAGGUCCCGACCCCGAAACGCUCCCACGCCACGCUAUCAGCGUCAUCCAGCCAGGCCGUCGCCGACUUCGAGGCCUUUGCCAUUCGCGCACACCCAGCCAGCAUCAAGCUGCCGCACCAAUUCCCUGAGGUGAUUUCAACUUUCGGCGGCAGUGAUUCAGAUCGCACCCGUAUCCGGGAUCUUGACGGCAACAUCAUGGACGUCGUGCAUCUCCCCUCCUCUCACCAGUCCGUGCGGUACGGUGAUGGUGCGAGUAAUUCCGGAAUUCCAACGACGGAGUCGCAUCGAGACGAUGCUAGCCGUAUCCUCGACUGGAAUUACGACGUUGCCCUUUCAGAGCACCACCAUGAUCCUGCGCGCAGCGCCACGGGUGGACCGACCUCGACCUGGGCUAAGCAACCAGGCCCCGUCCCUGACAAAGAAUACACCGUACUUCGCCGCAGUGUCACAACGUCGAUCCUCGAGCAACCCCAUCGCGAGAACGGUGAUAGUGGCCUGAGCUCCACCACCAUCGUCGGAGCUUUACUGGGCGCCGCUGCCGGUGCCGCUGCUGGAGCUGCCCUCACAUACAGCUUGGUGAAAGCCGAGCGUGAGCGGGCUCCUCGACAGGAGCAGGAAGUAAUGUCGGUGCAACGCCGGGCUACAUUUCCUGAUGGCAUGAGCAUGACGGCCCCGGCGGAUGGGCGAUAUGUUGAGGUCGAGAGAACCGUCGAAAGAAUUCGGUACCCGGAGUCGUACGCUCCCCUAGCAGACCACCAGCAGCCUUCUCGUCAGCUCCCCCAAUACACCCCGGCUGAUAAUGCACUCACCUCCGGCACGGCCAAUGACUACUGUUAUGAAGAUCCACACGGCCAUCAGUCGUGGCAAGUGAAUGCAACGGGGACUGGUAGCGUCUACAGCGGCAUGGACGGCCUCCAGUCAGCUGGAGCACCCCUUAUGAUCAUGGAUGCUGAGCAGCAUAGCACCAUAGGCUCGUCACGCCACAGCACAGUACGACAACCAUCCGUACACGGCACUGUGUAUGAGACCGACCGAGAGUCGUUUGUUUCGGCUCAGAGCAAACGAUCUGUGUCGACGAUCCGCGGUCCGCCUCCGCCAACAGUCGAGACUGAGUUGAGCAUGAGGAGUAGGGCUCCUAGCAUGGCUCCCAGCAGGGCUCCCAGCAUGGCCCCCAGCAUGGCCCCCAGCAGGGCUCCCAGUAUGGCCCCCAGCAGGGCUCCCAGCAUGGACCCCCAGCAGGGUUCCCAGUAUGGCCCCCAGCAGGACCCCCAGCAGGGUUCCCAGCAUGGCCCCUAGCAGGGCUCCAAGCAAGGCUCCCAGCAGGGUUCCCAGCAGGGCUCCUAGUAUGGCCCCCAGUGCCGCAGCACAUAGCAAUCGAGAGCCAACUGUCGUCAUGUUCUCAGGCAGCACCCCCAGCCAGGUCUCUGCGAGAAACCUUGGACUGCCGACAAGCGGAAUAGGCAGUAGUCAUGCCGAUUGGGAGGACGUUAUUAGCCUCGCUCCGAGCGAUAGCAUCAGCUGUAUUGGUAGCAGGGCAAGCCGACGUCCAUAGAUAGCAGGACAGGGGCUGUUAUCUUGACCGUCAAGCCCGACGGACAUCUCAGUAACAAGUGAUGAUUGCAUGGAUCUGAAGGACUGUGAAUUUGGCCCGGGAGAUGAGCCUGGGGGUUUCCGGAAAUUUGUCA